This is a messenger RNA of Pterocles gutturalis (yellow-throated sandgrouse), 1266 nucleotides long. RefSeq names its product ubiquilin-1-like. Gene Ontology annotation, biological process: ubiquitin-dependent protein catabolic process. Bases 1 to 1266 code for a protein of 421 amino acids. Gene Ontology annotation, cellular component: cytosol. Gene Ontology annotation, molecular function: polyubiquitin modification-dependent protein binding. The transcript has a single exon. The record is from RefSeq and is a predicted model, not a curated record. NCBI's taxonomy places the organism in Eukaryota, Metazoa, Chordata, Aves, Pterocliformes, Pteroclidae.
AUGUCCAAAAGCAAAGGGGCAGCGGAGACUUGUCAACCUGAUGUCACCAUGGAUUCCUCAAAUAUCAUCAAAGUGAUGGUGAAGACCCUCAAGCAGAAGGAGCAGUUUGAGGUUGCUCAGGGCAGCACCAUCCAGGAGUUUAAGGAGGAAGUCGCCAAGCGUUUCAAAACAGCCCCUGACCUGCUGGUCCUGGUAUUUGCUGGCAAAAUCCUCAAAGACCAAGACACUUUGGGCCAGCAUGGAGUUCACAGUGGGGUCAGCAUCCACGUUGUCAUCCGGUCCCAAAAGAGACCACCAGACAGUGUGGCAGAUGAAGGAAGAGCGACCACCCCGGUGCAACCUCCCAGACCCAGUAACUCCAGCUUAUUCUGCUUGGGGCUUGGAGCUGAUCUGCAAAACCCAUGCUUGGUCCAGCAUGACUUGCAGGAGCUGUUGACCUCCAGCCAGGCCAUAGUGGCUCAGACCAUGGAGGAUGUCAUGUCUUGGGUCCUCAGCGCGGGCCUGGAUCUGAACACCAUCAACAACAACGCGUUUCUGCUGGGGUUCCUCCUCGGGGUGACGGGCACACAUCUCCUGGGCCUGGACUCAACAGACAUGUUGGACUUGAUGGGUAGAAUUCAAGGAGAAGAAGAAGAAGAAGAAGGAGAUGCGUCCAUGCACAGCUUGCUAAGCGAGAUGGUGCCGAGCAACUUUAUGCAGAGCAUCUUUGACAACGCCGACGUCAUCCGGGAUCUCAUCAUGUCCAACCCUCGGAUGCAGCAGCUGGCUGAAGAAAACCCCGAGAUCGAUUACUUUCUCACCAACCCAGACAGGAUCAGGGAGAUGUUACAGGCCUCAAGCAGUCCUGCCAUCCUGCAAGAGAAGAUCAGGAACAACGACGUGGCCAUGAACAACCUGGAGAGCAUCCCCGGUGGGCACAGAGCUCUGGAGCAGCACUACAGGGAGAUCGAGGAGCACAUCUGGGACGCCGUGCAGGCGCAGCUGGGCAACGACCCCUUUGCUCGCCUGGACAGCGACCAGCCCCUGAGCGGAGCCAGGCUACCCGCCCGAACCGAAAACCGGAGACCCUUGCCCAACCCUUGGGCUCCGCAGUCAAACAGAGCCGGCGAUGACGAUGACUGGGACAGCCGGUUGGCCAGCAGCAGCGCAGGCGGCAGCUUUACCUCACUGAGCGUGGGUCCCAAAGCAGGCGCAGUGUUCCCCAGCUCGGAGGAGGUUCAUUCACGGGAGAUGCAGAACUCAUGCACAACCUGGGGAGCGCGUUAG